GGUUGCCAGGAGUUGACUUGACGGCAACUGGUGUUUUGGUUGAUUUUCUUUGGAAACAGGAGAGCACAAAUCUCAGGUUGGGUGUAAAACAAAUCGUAAUUUUAAUGACUUUUCUUAAAGAAGUUACUGGGUUGGGGUUUCUCCUUGUCAUAUCAAAGAGCGUUUGGAAUUGGCACAGUGGGUAAUUUACAAUGCAAAAUCUGAAACCAGGAUCCUGAUCGUGAAAAUAAAAUUUCAGAUGACGUUUCAGGAGAGAACACUGUAGGUUGAAAAUCUCCGAAGUUAAUUACUGGCCCAAAGUCAGACGUCAGAACACACCUGCUUGCCAUCUAGUGGCGGGGCCACCGUGCUGGGUGUUCUUCUCUCUCGAUAGGAGCGUGUUUCCUGAUGAUGCUUCUUGUCAUCGAAUACACUGGCCUUUUGAACUUCUGUGUAGGAAAUUGAGAGGCUGAAUGAGCGGCUGGAGGAAAAGGAGAGGGAGAUGCAGGUGCUGACGGAGCCACUGUGCGGGAGGGAAGAGGACACCGUCCUGCAGGCGCAGGCCCGGGCCACAGGCGAAGUGCUGUGCCGCUCCCUGGCCGAGGAGGCCCACCAGCUUCGGAGGACGCUGGCCGCCACUGCCCACAUGUGCCAGCAGCUGGCCCGGUGUCUGGAGGAGAGGCAGCGAGCAGGCGGGGACACGGAGACCCCCAAAGAGCCAGAGUGUGCCAGCAGGGACACCGCCGUCCAGGCUGAGGUCGAGAAGUUACGGGAAGAAAACCGGCAGCUGAAGGCCAAGGUCACUCACGUGGAGGACCUCAAUGCUAAGUGGCAGCGGUACGACGCCAGCCGGGACGAGUACGUGCGGGGGCUGCAGGCCCAGCUUCAGGGGCUGCGGGCCCUGCGCCAGUCAGAGGGGCCCUCCCCGGCCUCGCUCCUGAGGAAGGAGAUUUCACGGCUUAACCAUCAGCUGGAAGAGAUGCUCAGUGACUGCGCAGAGGCCCGGCGGGAGCUGGUGGCCGCUCAGGGGGCCCGAGAUGCCGCGCUGGAGCGGGUGCAGAUGCUGGAGCAGCAGAUCCUUGUGUACAAGGACGACUUCUCGUCGGAGCGGGCGGACCGGGAGCGGGCUCAGAGCAGGUUCCAGGAGCUCUGGGACACAGUGGCCUGCCUGCAGCGUCAGAUGCCCAGGAGACAGGACCCCUGGGAGCCAGGCCGGACUCGCCCUGGGAGCAGCGCAUCCAAGUACUUGGAGACAGACGCCCUGGAGCCAGCGGUGCCUGGGGGCCAGAGGCUGGGGUCCCCGCGGCUGGAGCCCCCUGCAGAGGGUGGGUGCCCUGGCACAGACCCCAGGGGCCAAGGGGACCUCCAGUGCCCCCACUGCCAGCAGCACUUCAGUGAUGAGCAGGGCGAGGAGCUGCUCAGGCACAUGGCUGAAUGCUGCCAGUGA
Trichechus manatus latirostris (Florida manatee) is the source of this 1426-nucleotide messenger RNA. RefSeq names its product TNFAIP3 interacting protein 2 (gene TNIP2). Gene Ontology annotation, biological process: toll-like receptor 2 signaling pathway; regulation of transcription by RNA polymerase II; cellular response to lipopolysaccharide. Gene Ontology annotation, molecular function: K63-linked polyubiquitin modification-dependent protein binding. NCBI's taxonomy places the organism in Eukaryota, Metazoa, Chordata, Mammalia, Sirenia, Trichechidae. The transcript is spliced from 5 exons. Bases 482 to 1426 code for a protein of 314 amino acids. The record is from RefSeq and is a predicted model, not a curated record.